AUGAUGUUCAAAGCUCUCCUUACCCUCAGCACGGUGGUUCCCGCCGUGGUGGCCUCCCCAGCAUUUCACCUGCACCAGAAACGGUCCGAACUCGAGACGUUUAUUCAGAACGAGAAGCCUGUCGCUCACCAGGGGAUCCUCAACAAUAUUGGCGCCGAUGGCAAGCUUGUUCCAGGAGCCUAUCCGGGGAUCGUUGUUGCCUCGCCUACCAACGGUGAUCCCACGAACUACUUCUACACCUGGACCCGUGACGCAGCAUUGACUCUUCUGGACCUGAUCCAUGACUUCCUCGGAGGCGAUUCGUCUCUGGAGCCACUUAUUCAACAAUAUAUCACCGCGCAGGCUAAGCUCCAGCGUGUACCCAACCCCUCUGGAACUCUAUCGGAUGGCUCUGGCUUGGGUGAACCCAAGUUUAAUGUCAACAUCACGGCCUUCACUGGGUCCUGGGGUCGCCCCCAGCGCGAUGGCCCAGCUCUGCGCGCCCUAGCCCUGAUCGACUAUGGAAAUUACCUGAUUAGCCAAGGCAAGCAAUCGAAGGUCCAGGAUAAUAUCUGGCCUAUUGUCCAGAAUGAUCUUUCUUAUGUCGGUCAGUACUGGAACCAGACUGGUUUCGAUCUGUGGGAAGAGGUUGACGCUUCCUCUUUCUUUACCACCGCUGCACAGUAUAAAUCCUUGAUCCAGGGACGUGUCUUUGCUACCGCUCUUGGCUAUCAAUGUGAAGCUUGUGCUCUCGCUCCUCAGAUCCUCUGUCAUCUCCAAGAUUACUGGAAUGGCACAGCAGUGAUCUCCAAUAUUCCCACCAAUGGCCGUACCGGCCUAGAUGUUAACUCUGUCCUGGCCACUCUAUACACCUUUGACUCCGCUGCAGCAACCUGUGACGAUACCACCUUCCAGCCUUGCUCUGCCCGCGCCUUGUCUAACCACAAGCUUCUCGUCGACUCUUUCCGUGGCAUCUACGGCGUGAACAAGGGUCGGACCGCCGGACAAGCCGCAGCCGUGGGCCGAUAUGCCGAGGAUGUUUAUUUCGGGGGCAACCCCUGGUACCUGGCCACUCUGGCCGCCGCCGAACAACUCUACGACGCUCUCUACCAGUGGGACAAACAAGGCCGCGUCAGUGUGACUGGUGUCUCUCUGCCAUUUUUCCACGAUUUGGUGGCUAACGUGACUACCGGCACGUACACCAAAGGGUCUACCAAGUACUCAGAAAUUACUGGUGCUGUCAGGACCUACGCCGAUGGCUUUGUCUCCAUCGUGCAGGAGUAUACCCCAGCUGAUGGAGGGUUGAAUGAACAGUUUGACCGAAACACCGGUGCGCCCGUCUCAGUCCAGCACCUUACCUGGUCAUACGCUGCAUUCCUCACUGCUGUUGCGAGACGUGCUGGUGACGUGCCUCCUACUUGGGGCGUGGCUUCUCCGCCUCCGAUGCCAAGCCAGUGUGCCCGUUCCUCUGUCCCAGGUACUUAUGUCACACCUACGCCGUCCCCGUGGUAA
Penicillium argentinense is the source of this 1491-nucleotide messenger RNA. Its product is annotated as glycoside hydrolase family 15 protein. Gene Ontology annotation, biological process: polysaccharide metabolic process. Gene Ontology annotation, molecular function: glucan 1,4-alpha-glucosidase activity. Gene Ontology annotation, cellular component: fungal-type vacuole. NCBI's taxonomy places the organism in Eukaryota, Fungi, Ascomycota, Eurotiomycetes, Eurotiales, Aspergillaceae. The record is from RefSeq and is a predicted model, not a curated record. The transcript has 2 exons. Bases 1 to 1491 code for a protein of 496 amino acids.